This is a messenger RNA of Hypoxylon trugodes, 2093 nucleotides long. RefSeq names its product phosphatidylserine decarboxylase. Gene Ontology annotation, molecular function: phosphatidylserine decarboxylase activity. Gene Ontology annotation, cellular component: mitochondrion. The transcript has 3 exons. Bases 370 to 1971 code for a protein of 533 amino acids. Lineage: Eukaryota; Fungi; Ascomycota; Sordariomycetes; Xylariales; Hypoxylaceae. Gene Ontology annotation, biological process: phosphatidylethanolamine biosynthetic process. The record is from RefSeq and is a predicted model, not a curated record.
CGUCGCCUAUCGAUAUUGCUAGAUUCAUGCUAGCUGGCUUAGAUACCUAGCUUCAAUGUUGUUUAGCUCCACUAAGCCCUGCGUCAUUGAGGGUCUUCGAAACUGGCCGUACUAGCCUGGGCCGAUCAAGACUUUAAACCUUUCCAACUCUUGAAUUCAAACUACUAGAAUUCUCCAGUUGGAAGAAUACUCGUUUCCCCUCUUCCCAGUUUACAGUUAUCCGCUAUCAUUCGAAUGUCAUCGUAUCUAAUAUAUCGUUUCUCCUACUUUUUAUAUACCCCCACAUAGGACUAAACCAUCUAGCGUGUGCUUCAAAUAUCCGAGACUUAAAUGGGACUAUUCUAGAAUAUCUUUCCGAGGCCAUAAGACAUGUCAAUGGCAAGUCUGUGUUCGGCGCCGGUCCGAGGCCAUAUGUCUGUAUUGAAACGCCCACUACUAUCGCCAUGUAGACUCCGACACUCCUUCGAAGCUACGACACAGCAGUCGAGCAGGCAGUUCACCUCUACGCCGAGACUCUCUUUCCAUCGAUCGUCGCAAAAAUACCAGUAUAAGGAACGCUUCGGGUCAAGAUUGCGGACUGCGCUUAAAGACACAAAAAUACGAUGGUAUCCUAUACCCGUCGGAUUAGGUAUUGGAUUUCUCGGCUUUGUGCAGUUUUAUAAGACACAAGCUCGCGAGAAAGAGAGGCUAGAGAGGGAGGCUGAUGGCGAUGGCCCUCGACCCAAGAAACGGGCACGGAUACGGCCCGACGGACCAUGGCAAGUUCAAGUAAUGUCGACACUACCACUAAAGGCUAUGUCGAGGUUAUGGGGGAAGUUUAACGAACUCACUAUUCCAUAUUAUCUCCGGAUCCCAGGCUUUAAGCUCUACUCAUUGAUCUUUGGGGUGAAUUUGGAUGAAGUAUCGGAGCCGGACUUGCACGUAUAUCCAAAUCUUUCGGCUUUCUUCUACCGGACGCUAAAACCCGGUGUUCGACCAUUAGACCCGAACCCGAACGCAUUAUUGUCCCCCGCUGAUGGACGUGUGCUGCAAUUCGGGAAGAUUGAAGGAAACGAUAUCGAACAAGUCAAAGGCAUGACAUAUACGAUCGAUGCGCUUCUAGGAAAAAAUACACCUACAUCCAGCCUAUCAGACAAAAAGCCCGAUGUAAUUGACCAAUCGCCUAAACCGACGCCCACACGCGGUGACGAAGAGCUAGUUUCCUCGGAUGAGGAGUUUGCACGUGUCAACGGAAUUUCAUAUACGCUACCCAACCUCCUCUCAGGCCCCGAUAGCCACGACAAGCCCAAGAAACUUGAAGACCAGGCUGCCAGGCCUUCAAGCCCCGGCGCUGUCUCCGAAGUUCGUGCGGAUCUUGCCCUCGGCGAAAAACCGUGGUACGACCUGUUGUCGCCGGGCAAUCGCACAGCGCUCUACUACGCCGUUGUAUACCUCGCACCCGGCGACUACCACCGAUUUCACUCUCCCGCUAACUGGGUCGUCGAAAGGCGGCGACAUUUCGCAGGGGAAUUGUAUUCAGUCUCCCCCUACCUCCAACGCACGCUCCCAGGCUUGUUUACACUCAACGAACGAGUCGUUCUUCUAGGACGCUGGCGUUGGGGUUUCUUCAGUUUUGUGCCCGUCGGCGCAACGAAUGUUGGAUCCAUCAUGGUCAAUUUCGAUCGCGAAUUACGCACUAACUCCCUGUUAACCGACACCGCGGCCGAUCGUGCAGCCGAAGAGGCGGCAGCCCGUGGCGAGCCAUACGCCGGCUUCGCGGAGGCCACAUACGGUGCCGCAAGCCAGGUCCUAGGUGGCCAUGCGUUGCGGCGUGGAGAUGAAAUGGGCGGUUUCAAGCUAGGAAGCACGAUUGUGCUUGUUUUUGAAGCACCUGUAGCUGAGAACCCUGGGGCCAAGGGAGGCUUUGCGUGGGCUGUUGAGAAGGGACAGAAGGUUAAGAUGGGGCAAGCUUUGGGGUUUGUAGAAGAGUAGUGAUGUGAAAUACGAUAUAGAAAAAGAAAAGGAAUGUACAUAUCAACUCACUAACCAUACAACUAGCCGUACGCGGCAAGCCUCGCUUGUUUAAAACGAAGAAAGUAAAAUAUUAUCAUGAA